This is a messenger RNA of Dracunculus medinensis (Guinea worm), 1977 nucleotides long. The record is from the annotation of a GenBank genome assembly. NCBI's taxonomy places the organism in Eukaryota, Metazoa, Nematoda, Chromadorea, Rhabditida, Dracunculidae.
AUGAAUGCAAGAUCGAGUCGUAAACGAACGUCGAAUAUCGAUGCUCACAAUAGUCGAAUAACAAAACGACGAACCGUAAGGAACGAUUUAAAUGUGUUCAAUGGUGACAUAGACAGUGAAAGCCGAAGUUCUGAUGGAUUUCAUAUUGAAAAGAAAUCUAUUCCGAAAGAGUUAUUGGAUGAUGUGUUGGCAAUUUAUGCGGAAAUCAGAACUGGUUAUAGAAAACUGAUUAAAACAGAGGGCUUGGUGAAAUCGAAAAUAAGACCACUGAAUUUAAAACCACCCCAUGAACAGCCGACGAUAUUUUCUAUUCGGUCGGUCACAAACGCAGUGCUGCAGACAUGCCCAACGAAAUGUUUAGAACAUGUUAUGGCAACACCUCGAAUGCAAUAUUGGACUCUUACUGAAAGUAAUAUAAUGUGCGAAGAUGAACGUACCUUAUCUCAUAUACCAUUUCUGGGUGAUAAUGAGGAUGACGCAGGUUUCUGUGAAGAACUUUUAAAAACAUUUGAAGAGGGAAUACAUGGUACAAGAGAAGGUUGUGGCGAAUUUAUCAAUGAUUUUAUGCUUUAUCAUUUGUUAAAAAGAUUGAUGAAGAAACGUAGUGAAGACCCUGAUAUGAUCUAUCGUGCUGUUUAUGAACGAUUCCCCAACAAGGCUUCAGUGGAGCAUUUGCCUUUUUUAUAUGCUGAUUUACGACGAAAAUAUAGUUUUGAAGAUACGAAGGGUGAAGAACUAUUAACUGAAGAUUACAUGGACGCUCGAGCUUUGCACUCAUUCCAACUGCUACUCUGUAAUCGCUGCUUCACUUAUGAUUGUCUGCUUCAUGGUGUCAAUUCUGGUGAAAGUGAAUCUCAUCGCCAACGAAGUACAACAAAUGUGGAAGCCUGUGGUCCAAGCUGCUUUAAACAUUCUGUUAAAGAAAUGGAAGAAGCUCGACGACGUGCUACAGUUUCGCCAAGUGCAAAAACAGUCGAUGCAAUAUUAAACGUAAAAACAGAAAGCGAUACAUGGAGCCCUCGGCAGGAAACAAUGUUCGCAGUAUUAAGGCGAACGUUCAAAAAUGAUUUUUGCAAAAUUGCUGAAAUGAUGAACGUAGCAAUCCCUGGAAGUAUACCAAAAACUUGUAAAGAGUUGUAUGCUUAUUCUUUCCGAACGGCACCUAUUUCGCCAAGAGCUGAUACAUCUCCUAAUUCGCCCAAAAAGAAAAGAACUACAAGGGAUCAACAUCGUACUUUCCGAGCUGUCAAAUGGUCUAAGACUGAAGGCAAAGUUGGGAAUACUCAUGUUUAUGAACCUUGCUCACAUUCAGGUCUAUGUACAAUCGAAAAUGAAUGUUCUUGUGUACGUGUUGAUAACCUAUGCACUAAGUUUUGUCGAUGUGGUGAUCAAUGCCGCUAUAGAUUCCCAGGUUGCCGAUGUGCGCCAGGUCUUUGUCGCACAAAGCAAUGUCAGUGUUUUUAUGCUAACUGGGAAUGCGAUCCAGAUACCUGCAAAUCUUGUAAAUGCGAUGUUCUUGAUGAUCCAACUGUCGUAACCUGCAAAAAUGUUGCAAUGCAACGUGGCCUUCAAAAAAAGCUGGUUAUUGCACCUUCUCAGGUUGCUGGAUGGGGUUGUUUUACCGAAGAAGACAUUGAGAAGAAUGAUUUUAUAUCUGAAUAUUGCGGCGAAGUGAUUUCUCAUGACGAAAGCGAGCGACGAGGAAAAAUAUAUGAUAAACUGAAAUGUAGCUAUUUAUUCGGUUUAAAUGAUGAAAUGGUCGUUGAUGCAACCCGAAAAGGAAACGUUAUUCGUUUUGCAAAUCAUUCAAAAGAUCCGAACUGUAUGGCUAAGGUAUUUAUGGUUAAUGGAGAUCAUCGUAUUGGUAUAUUCGCUAAAAGACCUAUUAGUACCGGUGAAGAGUUGUUUUUUGAUUAUUCCUAUAAUUCUUAUCAGCAAGUCAAAUUCGUUUCGAAGGAACGACCGAAACCGUCUUAA